Molecule: messenger RNA, 3815 nt
Organism: Boleophthalmus pectinirostris (great blue-spotted mudskipper)
Lineage: Eukaryota; Metazoa; Chordata; Actinopteri; Gobiiformes; Gobiidae
Product: vesicular glutamate transporter 1-like
Exons: 12
Coding region: 1078-2775 (565 amino acids)
Biological process (GO): synaptic transmission, glutamatergic; neurotransmitter loading into synaptic vesicle; regulation of synapse structure or activity
Cellular component (GO): synaptic vesicle membrane; excitatory synapse
Molecular function (GO): L-glutamate transmembrane transporter activity; neurotransmitter transmembrane transporter activity
Source: RefSeq, a predicted model, not a curated record
CCUGAUGUGUACCAGUCAAGAGAUAUUAUGCUACAACUGUAUUUAUUUUAAAUAGAAUAUAUGGAAGCAAAACAGGGAUUGUGAGAAUGCAUAAUCCUAAUGUACUGAAAUAUUGCUCUGACAAACCCUAAAUAAAAAGUGUUUUUAAUUGUUUUUAUGGCUGGUAUCAUGUCACAGCCCUGUUAUAAAUUAUGUAGGUCUCAGUGGGCUACAGACUCCACUGCAGUGGCUCUUGGAGAUACAGGAGACGCCUCUGUCUGAAACUCGAUCAUUGUUCAGAUGACCACUGCUGGAACAGCCACGCUAAUGCUUUGUUCUGUCCACAGCUCAGAUUUAUAUUACUGUUCAGUAAGCUAUUUUAGGCCUCCUUUCAGACUAAGGAUUCCUGUGUUCCAUUGUUAUCUACACUGAAAUCAGCCAUGAUUCAGUAAAGUUUUUUUUUUAACAUUUUCUAAAUCCUCUAUCCUCCUUUAAACGUUGCCUGAUCCUCAACUAGAAGAGCACCAGGGUAAAACCUUAACUAUUGCAACUGCAAAAACACUCAAAUAGCAUUCUGCUAACCUGGUUUUGAAAAACAUACUCUAGUAACUGGUGAGUGGCUGCUUUCAAAUACUUUUCUGAUGUCCCUUUUUCACACAGUCAGAGGUACUGAAGUUGCAAUAGUUUAUUCUUUGUGUUUCAAGAUGCUUUUUUCUCACGUAUGGGUAAACUUUAUACACCAACGCAGACCUCUUGACUGUGAAGCAGACAGUUCAGCAAGUAAUGAUAGACUAUGGAGUGGACAGCAGUGAACAGGUCUUCCAGGAGCUCAAAACACUCAGUUUUAUUUAUUUAUUUAAUCACACAAAUACCAAUACUUAACGAAAUGUAUUAUUUUAUAAGGAUCUUUGAAUACAAUUAGUGCAGCAAUACUUCUGGAUGUUAUAUUGGCUGGAACAUUCUUUUUCACAGGAAAUUUGUUUUUGUUUGAUAUUGCCUUGGAUCAUUUUGAUCAUGAUCAUGAUUAUAACUCUUUGGACCUUUUCUAAAAUCUUGUUUGUUGGUAGCAUGUGAGGUAAAAGUGACAGUGACAUCUUGAUGCUUGAGUUUCACUUGUGUUUUUGCAGGGCUCUUGAGAAGAAGCAGGAGAAUGGGGAGACCAUUGAGCUGUCGGCAGAGGGCCGUCCAGAGCUGAUCGAGGAGAAGGAGCUGCCCGUCAUUGAUUGUACAUGUUUUGGGUUGCCACGGCGAUACAUCAUAGCUAUUCUCUCAGGCAUUGGCUUCUGCAUCUCUUUUGGCAUCCGCUGUAACCUCGGAGUGGCCAUCGUGAGCAUGGUGAACGAGCACACAGUCUUCAGGGAUGACAAGGAGUAUAUAGAGAAAGCUGAGUUUGAGUGGGACCCUGAAACAGUGGGAAUGAUUCAUGGUUCCUUCUUCUGGGGGUACAUAGUGACCCAGAUCCCAGGAGGCUUUAUAUGUCAAAAGUUUGCAGCCAACAGGGUAUUUGGCUUUGCUAUAGUGGCCACUUCUUGCCUGAACAUGCUCAUCCCCUCAGCUGCAAAAAUGCACUUUGGCUGUGUAAUCAUUGUGAGGGUGUUCCAAGGACUUGUGGAGGGAGUCUCAUACCCUGCUUGUCAUGGUAUUUGGGCAAAGUGGGCACCACCUCUUGAAAGAAGUCGUUUGGCAACCACAGCAUUUUGUGGGUCUUACGCUGGAGCUGUGAUUGCCAUGCCUUUAGCUGGGGUCUUAGUCCAGUACACAGGAUGGUCAUCUGUGUUUUAUGUAUAUGGGACCUUUGGUGUUUUGUGGUACUGCUUUUGGAUUCUGGUGUCAUAUGAGAGUCCAGCAGCACACCCCACCAUCACAGAGGAGGAGAGGACGUACAUUGAAGAAAGCAUUGGAGAAUCCGCCCAGCAUUCAGUUACAAAAUUCAACACUCCAUGGAGAGCAUUCUUCACAUCUAUGCCUGUAUAUGCCAUUAUUGUGGCUAAUUUUUGCAGAAGCUGGACAUUUUAUCUGCUUCUUAUCAGCCAGCCUGCUUACUUUGAGGAAGUGUUUGGCUUUGAGAUUAGCAAGGUUGGCAUUGUUUCUGCUCUCCCACACUUGGUUAUGACCAUUAUUGUACCAAUUGGUGGACAAAUUGCUGACUACCUUCGAUCCAAUCACAUCAUGACAACAACCAAUGUCAGAAAACUCAUGAACUGUGGAGGCUUUGGGAUGGAGGCCACACUGCUGCUGGUGGUGGGUUUCUCUCACACAAAGGGAGUGGCCAUUACGUUCCUGGUGUUGGCAGUGGGCUUCUCUGGCUUUGCUAUUUCAGGUUUCAAUGUGAACCACUUGGACAUUGCACCGCGUUAUGCCAGUAUCCUCAUGGGCAUUUCCAAUGGUGUGGGCACGUUGUCUGGGAUGGUGUGUCCUCUGAUUGUUGGUGCCAUGACAAAGCACAAGACUCGAGAAGAGUGGCAGGGUGUGUUCCUCAUCGCUUCCCUAGUCCAUUAUGGAGGAGUUAUAUUUUAUGGCCUCUUUGCAUCUGGAGAGAAGCAGGCGUGGGCGGAGCCAGAGCAGACCAGUGAUGAAAAAUGUGGUAUCCUGGAUGAGGAUGAAUUGGCGAAUGAGACAGAAGAGCUGUACAGGACCAGCGGCGGAGGGGGGUAUGGAGCCAUGGACCAGGGGGGCGACCCCAACGGAGGAGCACCUGUGUCCGGAGGGGGCUGGGUGUCCGACUGGGAUAAAACAGAAGAGUAUGUACAACCAGAAGCCAAUAAUUGCUAUACGGGAGAACAAGAGUCAACAUAAGACUGGGCCCAGUGAGACUUUUACUUAUUAUGAAGCACUGAGGAAACUGUUUCACUAUUGUCCCUGGACUUUUAAGAGGUCGCACAUUUGAAACAGACUGUAGUCAGAUUUAUGUGUUUGUGUGUGAUUGUCUAACUCUGAGUGAGAUUUUGUGUGGCAGAUAAAAUGUCUUUGAGCCUUCCUGCAAUCUCACAAAAACUUUUUGAAAAUCUGAAUCCUAAUAUCUUAGAAAUCUACUGGUUAAUAUUGUUUGAGUCAGUUUAAUGCCUCUUAUUUGUGUUUGAUCUCACCACAGUCACUAUACAUGUUUUAGUUAUUCAUCCCACCGUAGGAAGUACCAUUAUGCAAAACUUUUGCACAAAAGGCAAUACCAGUAUUAAUCAUUGCCCUUAUUGCAUGUUAUUGGUUAAAGUAUGAGCAUUUUGCUUGUGCCAAUACUUUUUUCUUGUAGUAUUGGUUAACUGACAUGUUGACGCCCAUUCGACCUAUAGUGCAGAAAAUUGGUAAAUACUCAGUGACAUUUGAUUAUAAUCAGCCUCAAUGAGUCGGCAAGUCAAAAAGUCACUUUUUCACUGCAUGGCAAAGAUCCAUCUCUAGGAUUGGUCCGCUGCUAUGGACCUUUUUGAAUACUUUGGUUAUGUGAGUUUCUUUUAUGCUAGUUUGGUCAAAAUACAGUAUUUCCAAUAAUCAUGUAGGGUUGAUUUCACCCUAAAGAAAGCCCUUUCACAUUGAAAAUGCCUUCAAGUCUUUGGAAUGUUAUAUUUUUUACAACCCAGUGUUUCUUUUUUGAAAAUUGUGUAGACCUUUGGUUCCAAGGUGAUCGAUAAAGCUGUGUAGGUUGUUUUACUGGACAGGAGAAAGCAUCAAGCCACUUGUGGUCAUUUGAGGCUGUGUAGUGGAAAAGUGACUAAAUCACUACUAACAAAUAAGGCAAUGGAUGAAAAAAAUCACAAAAUAUUGUUGCAUUUUAGUUCUGAAUUUAUUACCAAUGUUAGUUAAUUACAUUUUGUCUGUUUUAUUUGUUACAAUGUUUACAGUGU